CAACAAACUUCCCCCACUUUUGCCCCACAGCCCUCGUCGCACACAGCAACCGCUUCAAGCUGAUGCCGGCUUCCGGAAUUCCAUGCACCUGACGGGACCUUCUCACACGCCAUUGCCUGCCUUUCCAGAAGAGGCGCUGUCAAAAGUCCAGUUUCCAGCCGCUGCCUCGGACCUCUUACGGCGGCCAGUCCAGCGUGCUCGCAGGCAUCACGUGUAGAAUAUGAGAUUGCUUUUUGUGUGCAAAAACUGAGAUGAAGCUUCCUCGAGCUGUACUUCGACAGUGCAGGUAUCGCACUCCCCGGCAUGGGCUUACGUUUACGCCUGUUAGUUCUCUCUUAAGGGGGCCAAUAUGCCCUCUUCGGCAGAAUAGCAAAAGGGCUUCAUCCUGGUGGUCAUGGGGCGACAGGAGUUAUGCAACUGUGGCCGCGGGUGAGCUUCAGUUCGGCCAACCCGUGCAUGAGACGCAUCCUCACGUCCUGAAGGCCGGCGAGAUAACUCCGGGUAUCACCGCUCAAGAAUAUUUCGAUCGGCGAGCCAAGCUGGCGCUCAGCCUACCCGACAAUGCAGUGGCCGUUCUCGCAGCGGCCGACCUCAAGUACCGCUCCGGUGCCGUCUUCUUCCCAUUCCGCCAGGAGUCCAACUUCCUCUAUCUCACCGGCUUUUCCGAGCCGGAGGCCAUGGCCGUGAUCCAGAAGACUGGCGCAAACCUUGGCGACUACGCCUUCCACUUAUUUUGCCGGCCAAAGGACCCCAGGGCUGAGCAGUGGUCUGGGCCUUGGAGCGGUCUUCAGGCCGCGCAGGAUGUGUUCAAUGCAGACGUGGCGGGAGACAUCAACAAGGUUGACACGCUCCUGCCGCCCCUUAUCAAGGGGGCCAGCAAGAUGUACACGGACAUCGAACUGAGCAAAGGCGGCUACCCAACCGCUUUCGCGAACCUGAUCCGCCAGGCCGACAAAUCCGCGGGGACACAGGCCCUCCAGCCGAUGGUCAACCAGCUGAGAGCGAUAAAGUCGCCCGCCGAGAUCGCCAACAUGCGGAAGGCAGGCCAGGCGUCGGGCCGAGCCAUCACCGAGGCAAUGCGCCGGGAAUGGCGGACGGAGAAGGAUCUGGCAGCAUUCCUCGACUACCAGUUCAUCGUGAACGGCUGCGACGGUCCCGCAUAUGUGCCCGUCGUCGCGGGUGCGCCCAGAGGCGGCAUGAUACACUAUGUCCAGAACAGUGCCACCCUGAGGGAGGACGACUUCGUGCUGGUCGAUGCCGGCGGGGAGUAUGGCACCUACGUCACCGACAUCACGCGGACUUGGCCGAUGAGCAAGAGGUUCUCUCCCGCGCAGCGUGAUCUGUACGAAGCCGUUUUAAAGGUGCAGCGGGCGAGCGUGUCACUGUGCCGAGAGAGCAGCGGCUUGACGUUGGAUAGGAUCCACAGGAUCACCGAAGACGGGCUGCGCGACUAUCUGAAGCAGCUGGGCUUCGACAUGUCUGGGAACGCCCUGGACGUACUCUUCCCCCACCACGUCGGCCACUACGUCGGCCUCGACGUCCAUGACGUGCCGGGAUACGGGAGGCAUUGGCCACUGAGGUCGGGACACUGCGUCACCGUUGAGCCGGGGAUCUACGUCCCUGACGACGAACGCUGGCCCGAGCAUUUCAGGGGAAUCAACAUAAGAAUAGAGGAUAGUGUCUGCGUAGAUGACGAUUCCCCUUUCAUCCUUACUACGGAGGCGGUUAAGGAAGUCGAUGAUAUCGAGGCGCUGAGGGACUAAAAGCAAGCUGUAUAUGUAGGUAGUUGUACGACUGUAUAUAUCGAUAUUGGAAAUGUAGUAUUAGCAUAUAAUGACGACCCGAGGUAGCAGCCGGGCGCCCGAGGAGAGAUCUAUUCAGUAGAUUUUGCCCCUUCUGCUCGGUGAAAGGGCAUCUACGGCGUGGGAGUGAACGGAGACAGAUACCCAUGGAAUUGACUAGAUACCGAGUCUCUCACCCUUAUGAGCAGACAGCCCGAGUAGGUAUAUACAGUGGCGGAGCACAAAGCUAAG
Messenger RNA from Phialemonium atrogriseum, 2033 nucleotides. RefSeq names its product aminopeptidase-like protein. Lineage: Eukaryota; Fungi; Ascomycota; Sordariomycetes; Cephalothecales; Cephalothecaceae. The transcript has 2 exons. Gene Ontology annotation, cellular component: mitochondrion. Gene Ontology annotation, biological process: proteolysis. Bases 252 to 1763 code for a protein of 503 amino acids. The record is from RefSeq and is a predicted model, not a curated record. Gene Ontology annotation, molecular function: metalloaminopeptidase activity; manganese ion binding.